Molecule: messenger RNA, 975 nt
Organism: Bombyx mandarina (wild silkworm)
Lineage: Eukaryota; Metazoa; Arthropoda; Insecta; Lepidoptera; Bombycidae
Product: juvenile hormone acid O-methyltransferase-like
Source: RefSeq, a predicted model, not a curated record
AUGAACGACGAUGCAGAAUUAUACGAAAAUAGUAACAGUAUUCCGAGGCAGGAUGCAGCUGACACUUUAAAUGAGUAUUCGUCAAGAUUAAACUGGAAAGAAACUGGAGAAAGUAUAUUAGAUAUAGGUUCUGGCGAUGGAAGUGUCACUGAUAUCCUGAGAUCAUACUUACCAACAAGUAGAAAGAUUUUGUUGGGCUGCGAUAUCAACGAGAGAAUGGUCAAACACGCCGAAGAGCGUUACGGAAAUAAGACGACAGCAUUUACUGUACUUAAUAUAGAAGGGGAUAUUCCCGAUGAGAUGAAAGGACAAUUCGAUCAUGUUUUCUCAUUUUACACAUUACAUUGGAUUCGGAACCAGGAAAAAGGGUUUACAAAUAUUCAUAAUCUGAUGAGUAAUGAUGGAGAAUGCCUUUUAACCUUUCUCGCAUAUUCGCCAAUAUAUAGUUUGUUCGAAGGACUCAAAGACUCCCCCAAAUGGACUGCAUGGCUUAAGGAUUUCAAUCUAUUCGUUUCGCCUUAUCAUGACUGUAUGGAACCGGAUCGUGUUAUUGAAAAACUGUUUAAGAAAAUCGGCUUUCGAUUCAUAGAUGUUCGUUCCAGACAAAAGAAAUUUGUAUACAACAAGAUAUCCGAUUUCAAAAGUAGGUUGAAACUUGAACCGGAUCGUGUUAUUGAAAAACUGUUUAAGAAAAUUGGCUUUCGAUUCAUAGAUGUUCGUUCCAGACAAAAGAAAUUUGUAUACAACAAGAUAUCCGAUUUCAAAAUUACAGCGUCAGCAAUAAAUCCCUUCAAAAUCCCGGAACAUAUGCUAGAAGAAUUUUUGAACGACCUUAUGGAAGUGGGAGAAGGAAUGGGAAUAAUUGAUAAAACAAAAAAUACCCCACAAGAGGGACAGGUCCCGUUGUUCGAGGCCUCGUAUACGGCGACAACAGACAUCAGUCCGGACGAAUACACACACCCGGGCUUUACGUAG